GUGAGAAUGAUGUGUGCUGCCAAGAAGUGUGGCAUCUGAUUUUAGCCUCCAGCUAGUAUCUUAAUCUACGAGAAUGAAAUUAAGGGGAGAAUUCGCUCGCGCAUUCUGCCAGUUCAAAACUUUUCAAAGUUUUCAGGUUGCAUGCAAGCGGCUGAACAGCUAAAGAAUAACCUACGACACAAGAGUUACCCAUAACAAGGAUUCCCGAGGCAGCUAGAGAAGCUAUCCAGUUUUUUAUGAGGUUACUUGUAGGGGCAUUUGGCAGAAACAAUGGAACAAAUUUGACCGGAAACAACCAAUGAUCCUGAAAAAGACCUGAACACACUGGAUGACAAGGAGCUUGCCAAAAGGAAGAGCAUCAUGGAUGAACUUUUUAAGAAAAAUCAGAAGAAAAAUGAUCCAAAUUUUGUUUGAGACAUUGAGGUCAAAAUGCCACAGGAUGAACAGCUGCAGUCCUGUGGCUGGGACACAGUCAGCUCAUAA
Messenger RNA from Symphalangus syndactylus (siamang), 483 nucleotides. RefSeq names its product centrosomal protein of 19 kDa. The record is from RefSeq and is a predicted model, not a curated record. Gene Ontology annotation, biological process: trans-Golgi to periciliary membrane compartment transport; microtubule anchoring at centrosome. Gene Ontology annotation, cellular component: centrosome; centriole; spindle pole. Lineage: Eukaryota; Metazoa; Chordata; Mammalia; Primates; Hylobatidae.